ACAACAUUAAGCAGGAAAGGAUGUGAGUUGCUGAUCGAAUUUUAAUCUAAAAAAUUUCUCCUGAAUUAACAUAUCUUCCAUUCAGAAAAAAAAGUGAUUUAAUUGUUUUAGAAUGGAUAACUCGGCCAUACAAACAUUGGAAGCAGCCGCUCAAAUACUAAUGGCACCACCAAAUUUGGUAACAUCAGAGCAAAGGCAGCAAGCACAAAAUGUUUUCCUGGAGUUUCGCAGCACAAAGAACCCUUAUCAACUGUGUAGAGAAAUAUUAGAAAAAUCUACAACAGAUAUAGUGCUAUUUGAGGCUGCAGGCUUAUUAAAAGCUGCUUUAAUUAGAGAAUGGAGCUUACUUUCUGAAAAUGAUAUUUCAUCAUUAAGAGAGUAUUUAUUCAAUUAUUUAUUGACUAGAGAUACUCCACCAUUUCUGAGAGAGAAACUAUUGCAGACAAUUGCAAUUAUCAUAAAGAGAGGCAGCAUUGAUGAUGGUGGAAGAGAAAGAAAAGCUUUACUAAGUGAGUUAGAGAAAAUAAUUCUUGGUUCACCAAUAAACCAACAAAAAUUAGCCUGCUCAUUGAUAUUGGCUAUAAUGCAAGAAUAUGCUAUAACAGUCAAAUCAACUGAUGUUGGUUUGAUUUGGGAGAUACACUUCCGAUUGAAGAAAUCUUUUGAAGCUGUGGAUUUGAAAAGAAUAUUUAGAUUUACAGUUGGAGUUUUAGAACAAAUAAUACGAUCAGGACAUCGUCUUGAGGGGGAACAAAUGAAUUUGACAAAGCAACUUUUGACUAUUGUUGAAACUGUGCUCUGUUGGAGUCAUGUAUCCCCACUGCUGUCAAAACGUUUGAUAGGAGCUUUUGAAGCUAUAUAUGAAAGCGACACUGCACCAGCAUUAAGGCUGAAUUUAAAUUGGAAAGAUACAAUUAUGCAACCAGAAUUAUUAGCAUUGUUAUUUGAAAUCCAUAUGUAUGUAAGAACUAAUCCAGAAUUAGCUAGUCCUUCUCUAACUUGCUUGGUACAACUGGCAAGUUUGAGUGGAGUUGUAGUUUCAGCAAAUCAUAUGAAACAGCAGUAUUUAGAAAAUUAUGUGGCUAGUUUCUUGAAUAUGAUGACUUAUAUACAGCCAAUGGACAGAGAAAUGCUUGGUUUGUCAGAAAUAUACAGAAGGCUUGUUCAGUUUUUCACUCCUGUAAUGAUAGCUGGUCUGCCACCGGCAUUUCUGAUCAAUUUGAAGAAUUUAACUUGUCACUGUAUCAGAGGAUCUGUUUUAGAAGAAAUGGAAAAUAGUGAUUCAGUAUGGCGGGAAGCAUUGAGCAAAUUCCUCCACACAUGGAGUUCGAUUGUAAACGAUAUGGAUGGAUUACCAAUUGAAAAUUUAUCAGGGCCAUGUAUAGAGAUCUUCAAUACUUAUCUACAGUGCAGAUUAGCACCUCCAGAUGGAACUAGGGGCACUGAAAAUGUAGAUGAAGAUAUUAAACAUGAGCUAGAAGAAGACGAACGUAAACUGCAUAGCAAUAACUUGCUCACCAUAGGAGCAUUAGCUAGGAAGGCACCAGCACAUUGUUGUCAUGUCUUAUUUUCAUUACUACAGGAUAGAAGUAAAAAACUGGAAAGUCAUCUUCAACUAAUGCAUAUGGGAAAGUUGCCUGUUAGCGGCGGUGAGCAACUAGUCAACCUGUUUGAAGAUUUACAUUGGAUUUUAAUGAUUACAGGUCAUUUUCUAGCAAUAGACUGUACGGAGGGUGAGACGAUAAUGAUUCCUUCAGAGAUCAUACGUUACAGCAUCUCCGAGCAUGCUGAUUUAGACGCAUCUUUGCGAUAUCUAGUAGGAGUCAGUACUGAUACAGAUAAUGUUGAUCCUAUUCUCAAAUUACUUGGUGAAAUUCUUCGUAUAAGUUCGUGGGAAUGUGCGGCGUUGGAAGCUGGCCUCGGGACUGUGUUCAGUCCUGAACUAUCGGCCACUUUAUCGUGGCUUCUCAAAAUUUGGACGAACUCUUAUUUGAUGCCGCAAUCCGUUUUCUAUAAUGAGAUGUCUCCGAUAUUGGAAUCAGCGUUUGGACGUGGCUCUCGUGGAUCAUCCUGGGUGGUGUCCCGACUGGCGGCCCGAGCUGGUACCUGCCUCAGGUACCUGUCCGCCCAGCCGACGGCCGCCUUUCACGCACUCAAACUGCUGACGACAUUGGCUCACGCACAUCAUAAACAGAACCCUUCGGAGAGCUGCGAGGAGUUCUUGGCGCUGAUCGCCUGGGAGGCGGCCGGAAGCAACUUGCCCGGUGAACUGAGGAAAGAAUUGCACCGAGCAUUCGCAAUCGCCGCCACUUACGCUCAGGGAAAUGUGAGGACUCGCCUGCUAGACAGCACUGAGGCGCUGCAGAAGAAGCUAAUCAACAUACUGAACAUGGAAUCCGACACGGAACCUGUGCGGAGCAUGCUCGCCGAUACUCUGGACUGUUUCAUCGGGGUCACCGAAGGUGUUCUCGAGGUCGGAGCGAUGGACGAACAGUUUGUGAUGUUAAUCGGCGCCUUAGACAAAGUACCGGGUAUCUUGUACAGAUAUCACAACUACCCCGGCGUUGUGUUGCCAGCACUGAAUUUGUUAUCGAAAAGCGCCAAGAGAAUGCUGCACUCGGUUCAACCUCAAAACGUUGAUAAGUUCUUAGAAGUAUGCAAUACUACGUUUGAAGUUUAUAAACAAUGGAAUUCUGGAAAGAUCUCGAGUAUACCACAAGACGCUGAGGAUGAAGUGUAUGAGGAUAUAUGCGCAAUAAUGGAACUGAUCUGUAGUAUAGCGCGGUCAGGGGCCCACACUAACGUUAAUGAGACCUGCGCCCGGGGACUGCGGCUGUUGCUGCCCUUGAUCACUCCUCCGCUGUUGGCGCUGCCGUCACUGGCCCAGCACGCGUAUCGAAUGAUUAGGGAUCUGGAUAAUUGUGAUCAGCUCACAAAUCUACCGAUCGAGGACUUCAACAUGGUAAUAUCGGCGUUACGCGUCGGGCUGACGGCGGUCUCGUGCGACGUCUCGACGCUGUGCUGCGAUACCAUCGUGGGUUUGGCGAACAGAGCGCGGACGCUGGGCGACAACAAUCCUUACGCCAUGUCCUUACUGACCCUGGCCGAACUCUUACUAAUGUUGAUAAUUAAAAUGGAAAUACCCCCGGACUCGAUACCGGCUGCCGGCUCGGCGAUAUACGCCUUGACGUGCGUGAAGCCGGCUCUCUUAGAGGGCUUAGCCAGACAGCUGAUCGAAGCGUACGCGGUCAACGACCCCGCGAACGUGCCCAGACUAGAGGAGGCCUUCAGUCUCCUAACCAACGGUGUACUGUUCGACGGUCUGAGACCUCACAAGAUACGCUUCCAAGAUAACUUCGAUAAGUUCCUAGCCAGCGUUCACGGAUUUCUGAUUGUCAAAUAAACGACUCCGACAUAGUCUUUGUUCGGGUUGUAUUUUUAAUGACGUCAGCGGGGUUACGUACGCGAACGCGUGUGUGGCGUGUGGGAGUAUAUCGUCUCGGUAUCGUUUUCUUAGCAUCCGCGAUGGUAGCGCCUCCCAAAAUUAUUACUCGGAUGGAACUUGAAAAAAGGCUAUACGUGUGUGCUAUGUUUGAAAAGUUUUCCGUUGAAACAAGGUUGGAUGAUGUACCGAAGAAGGCAUCGAAGAUGGCGGUGAGAUUAGUUUUCUUAUUGAAUUAAAAUGAAUUUAAUUUUUAUGUUUAAAGUACACUGUUAGUUAUAAAGAGGUAUGUCCGAAUAAUUAUUGUUUUAUGAAAAAAUAUUAUAAUAAUAUGAUAGAAAUAUAGUAAUUAUGUACUUUCUUGUCGACAUGGUGUUAUUACGGUGUAUUACACUUCCCUUUAAUAUUGCUUAGAAGAAAUGAAAUGAAUGUGAAUUCAAAGGUUUACUUAUUAUUCAAUAUGUAAACUGAUCCGGUUUAUCUUUAAAAUUGGCUUGGGCAGUAUAUCAAAUGCAUCUUACAAUAAAUACUUCGAAGGAAUAAUGUAAUUUUUUUAUAAUUUAUUCGUACUUCAUUUGUAGAAUAUUUUAGUUUUCAUUUUCAUGAAAUUACGUGAGACUUUAACUUAAUAUGGCCUAAAUUAUAUGUAAUUUAUAGGGCCCUGGGACAUAUCGGUUACAAACUUUAUAUGAAUACAACCGUAGGGUAGAAUCUCACUGUAUUAGUAGCUUGCAAACGAAUAUGUUGCCCGCCACUCGCUAAUUCCAACAGAGAAAUUAUAACGUGAAUUUAUAAAAGUUAUAGAAUUUAGUUAUUAUAUUUGUGCAGUUCUUACUUUAAUCCCGAGAAUAACUUCUCAAAAUAGUUUAAAACAAAGUUGCUGUGUACUUGACUGUUUCUCCGCUUAUUCGUUCUAAGGUUUUUACUAAUAGAAAGAGCGGUGAACAAAGAAGGCUUGAAUAUGAUAAUUUGUAAAUAAUUUGGACAAAAUUGAUGAAUUAUGAGAGUGUUAUACCAUAAUCAUUAAGCAAGUUUUUGUAUGCUUAGAUGGUAUGCAGAUGAACUUCACACGAGCUGACAAAAUUGACGAUUAAACUUCUAGAAAUUAUCUAAUUUGUAAACCGUACCAUUGUGGAUUCCCAUUCGAAUAUCAGUCUUAUGUUUACAACGAUAAAGCAGAGAAUACGUUUUACUACUAUUGUGGUUGUGAAUAAAAAAUGAUGACGUAUGCGCUUUAUUAUAAAUUUAAGUAAAACGAAGAAGCACAUUUUAAUAUUUGAAUCUAGGUAAUAAUGGUAUUUUAUCAAUUGAAUUGUAAUCUAAAAAAAUGAUUUAUUCAAUUUAGAGCCUAUUUUUUAUUAAAUUCUAAAUGUAAUUUAAGGAAUUAAAUUUACUUUAGAUAGGGCUCCGUUCGAAAUCCGUCGGAAACAUCGCGUAAUCACAAAUGUUCCUUAUUAUACUGCAAUUGAUUUGACAUUUUUAAAUUAUUAUCGCCUGAUUAUUUUUAUUAGACUUCACAUUUGCCAGAAUUACCUUUAUACCUAUACAGAUGAUAGCACAUAAAUUUAAAUGCUAUGGCGCUUGUAAAUAAGAGUAUUUUUCAAAUCGUUUCCUGUGGUCUUCGAUCAACACUAUUGUUGAUCGAAGCCUGUAGUAUAUAAUAUCAAUAUUCACUAAUACGACACUCGAACUGGUAUUCCUAUUCGCAUGAGCGAUAAACAUAUUAUGUUUGUUUCUUUCAAUUUCGUCGUACUCUUCUGCGUUCCUCUUUCAUGUAGCGAUGUGAUUACUUUAGAACUCGAAUUUAAUAAUAAACCUAUAGCCAUUUGAAAUACCGUGAUAUUAUAGGUGAUCACUUUAAACUAAAAUAUAACAAUCAAAAUUAACAACGGAAAUUCUGAAACAAACUUUUUUUUGCAUCUAACUCGAACUCCGAAAAGUAUUUCGUCUUAAAUUAGUUUAUAAGUAAUCAUCUAUCAUAAUAUUAAAAUUUAAAAAACCUACGAAAACCAAUACAGAAUGUACGAGAACUGUUAACGAAGGCGAAACGGCAACAAAAAGUGCAUGACGUAUUUAAAAUAAAUCUUAAUUUGGAAAGUUAAAGAAAGAAAAAAUACUAUUCUAUUUUUUUUAAAAGAACUACAGAUUUUAAUAAAGCAUAAAUAUAAUAAAUACAUUGUCCAAUUGUUAUACAACAAAAUGAGUUGAAUUUAAUAAAACUUUUGAUUUUAUUUAUUGCCAUGAGAUUUUAUAAGAUUUUACUAAGUCUUUCCCCCCGUUAUGAGCUCACGUAAUUAAUGGACACUGCUUUGGACCUAUUAUGUAUGUCCGUUGCCCUGAAAAUUAAACGCGAUUUAGAAAACAGCACUAAGAUCUGUCCAAUAUUUCGUAUUUGGGAUUUUUUCAAAAAAUUAAUUUUAAUAAGGAUUGACUUUUAUAUUUUAUAGCAUUAAGUGAAAUGUUAGUUAAUUUUGAAUCAAUCUCAAUGGUACAUAAUAUAUUUAACUACGAUAAAAAGAUAUUUGCCGUCUUAUUGAUAUCUAAAAGUAUGAGUUGUUGUUAAUGUUAAUCCGGCCUAACUUUUAUUUUUUAGUUUUUCGUAAUAUAUUGUUCUAAAUUUUGUGUCAUUCGAAGAAUUAGUAAUAUAAUUUUGUAAACUAAAUAUGAAUAUAAAUAAGACUGUGUUAACGUUUCCCAUCACAACUGAAGUUUUUAAUCGGUAAUUCGGAUAAUUAAUAUUUUGAUACGGACAGCUUCACAAAACUCCUCAAUUGAAUAAUGCUCUUUCUCGUUUCUCGAAAAUUAUUUGAGUUUUUUCGGGAGAAAUUCCCAAUGUGGGACAUCACCUAAACAUGGUGGAUCCUUUCCUUUGAUUUUAUAAUUAUUGGAGGCCUGCUUUAUUACGGUCAAGAAGCACUUUUAACAAGAUCAAGGGUCUAUUAUGAUAGUGGUUCAGAAAGUGCUGUAAAACUUUAAAAACUGUAUUACUAGUUCUUAUGUUUUUUAAGUUUAGAGUAGAGUUUUAUUUUUAAAGUGGUUUUCGACUAAAACGGAGUUGAUAACUUCUAAGUAUUAGGACUCGAAGUCUUUUUAAUUCUAACGAAUUCAUUACGUUCUGUAAGUAAUUGAUAAUUUCAGAUUUUUAUCAUCGCACCUUCCUUUCUUCUAAAAUAGAGGCUUUUUAUUGUUGACUACCGUGAUUCUAUUCAUAGUAUAUAGAUUUUGUAAAUACUCAAAUGUUUCAAUACCGAAACGAUUAUUCUUUUAAAAUAUUGAUUUCACUUUCAAUUCAAUAAAUGAUUUAAAUUUUCUAAAACUGAAUGUUGUUUCUUUUAUGAAUGUCACGAGUAAUUAUUGCAUCCGGCGUUAUAUUGGAGCCUCAUUUCAGUUAGCUAACUAAAGU
Bombyx mandarina (wild silkworm) is the source of this 6845-nucleotide messenger RNA. RefSeq names its product exportin-4-like. NCBI's taxonomy places the organism in Eukaryota, Metazoa, Arthropoda, Insecta, Lepidoptera, Bombycidae. The record is from RefSeq and is a predicted model, not a curated record.